AUGGCAUGCACACUUGCCGAUCUGACCCCGAAUGUCACCGAAUCUUCACUACGUCGGGCACAUGGCGUCCACCCUAUUAACGCCGUUCAGGUAGAAUACCGCCUUUUCACGCUGGACAUCGAAUCGCCAACGUAUAAUCUACUCAAGGCCUGUCAUGAGCUUGGUGUCGCCGUUGUCGCCUUCAGCCCAAUCGGACACGGUAUUCUCACCGGUCUGUUCCAAUCCCAUACCGAUCUACCCGAGCGCGACCUGCGACGAAUGUACCCAAAAUACGCAGAGGAGAACUUCUCAGAAAUUUUGAGGCUGGUAGCGAAGUUGGAGCAGGUGGCUGAGGAACAUGGAAAUACCCCAGCACAGGUGGCUCUCGCAUGGCUUCUAGCAAAAGCGCCAGGGAUUUUCCCAAUUCCAGGCACAAAGUCGGCGGUUAGAAUGGAGGAGAAUGCAGCUUCUGCACUUCUGCAAUUGAGCGACCAGGAAGUUCAAGAGAUUAGGGAGUUGGCUGAGGGUGUCGAGAUCCAAGGAACUCGGUACCCGGCGGCAUAA
Penicillium argentinense is the source of this 543-nucleotide messenger RNA. Its product is annotated as aldo/keto reductase. The coding region runs from base 1 to 543 and encodes 180 amino acids. Lineage: Eukaryota; Fungi; Ascomycota; Eurotiomycetes; Eurotiales; Aspergillaceae. The record is from RefSeq and is a predicted model, not a curated record. Gene Ontology annotation, cellular component: cytoplasm. The transcript has 2 exons.